Molecule: messenger RNA, 1623 nt
Organism: Exophiala bonariae
Lineage: Eukaryota; Fungi; Ascomycota; Eurotiomycetes; Chaetothyriales; Herpotrichiellaceae
Exons: 1
Coding region: 1-1623 (540 amino acids)
Biological process (GO): transmembrane transport
Cellular component (GO): plasma membrane; fungal-type vacuole membrane
Molecular function (GO): transmembrane transporter activity
Source: RefSeq, a predicted model, not a curated record
AUGGCAGCAAUCUACGAUGAGGAAAAGCAGCCAGGCACACAUCGCCACGGCCACACGCAAGCAUCGACUGUCAAUCCCAGCGAUGAAAAGGACCUACACAACAUCCCCAUCGACGGUGACUCCAGCGGCAAAGCAUCCCCAACGCUGCUCUACAACGACACAGCCAUCCGACCCAGCAAUGGCCCGUUCUCGCAACUCCGCCGCUUCGAAGCCCGCAUGGAUGCCAAACUCGGCAUUGAAUCAGAAGCAAUCGAGCGGAAACGCCCCGAAGACAAACGGCCUGUGCGCUGGCACGAAGAGCUGACCAUGGCUCUGCUCUGGGCAUCUGGGACGAUGAACACGUCGUGCUUCGCGACGGGGUUCCUGGGCUGGGAAUUCGGACUGAGCCUGAAACAGGCGAUCCUCAUCACCAUCUUCGGCUCUUUGCUCGGCGGCUGCGUGACCGGCUACGCCGCAACCUUCGGCGCCGCCACAGGCCUGCGCCAGAUCUCCGUCACGCGCUUCAGUUUCGGCUGGUGGCCGAACAAGCUGAUCGCGGCGCUCAACGCUGUGCAGCAGGUUGGCUGGGCGGCCGUGUCGUGCAUCACGGGCGGACUGGCCCUGACGGCAGUGGCAGACGGCCACAUCUCCCUCGUCGUGGGGAUCAUUGUGAUCGCAGUAGUUGCACUUAUCAUCAGCUUCGUCGGCCUCAACGCAAUCCUCGUCUACGAGCGAUACGCCUGGCUGAUCUACUUCGUCAUCUUCAUGAUCAUCUUCGGCGAGACGGGAAAAUACGCCGACAACACGACCCCCGCCUCCGUCACCGGCACCACCCUUUCAGGCACCGUCCUCUCCCUCCUCGCCAUCAUCUACGGCAGUUCUGCCUCGUGGUGCACCAUGGCAUCCGACUACUACGUGCACUAUCCCACCCAGGUCUCGCGUGUGAAAGUCUUCCUGAUGACCUCGUUCGGCAUCGCGAUCCCCACCUCCAUCGGCAUGCUAGCAGGCUGCGUCGUCGCCUCGGCACUCAACAACCGGCCCGAAUGGAAAGACGCCUACGAGAACGAGGGACUCGGUUUCCUCAUCCAAGACAUGCUGUAUCCCCGGGGCUUCGCGAAACUGCUGCUGACCCUGCUCGUCCUCUCCGGCAUCAACACCAACAUCAUCAGCAUCUACAGCUCGGCCAUCUCGUGCCAGCAGUUCAGCCGGCCCUUCGCCCGCGUCCCCCGCUUCAUCUGGACGUUCGUCUGCUUCGCGGCGAUCCUGGGCCUCGCCCUCGGCGGCCGCCAGAAACUCAACACCUACCUGCAGAACUUCCUGAGCCUGCUCGGCUACUGGUGUACCAGCUACUUCGUGAUCCUAUUCAGCGAGCACGUGGUGUUCCGGAAGGGUCGCUUUGAGAACUAUGAUCUCGAGGGCUGGAACGAUCCGAGCAGAUUGCCGCAUGGGAUUGCAGCCGCGUGUGCCUUUGGAUUGGCCAUUGUUGCCUGGGUCAUGGGAAUGGUGCAGACCUGGUAUGUGGGCCCCUUAGGCAAGUUGAUCGGGGAUUAUGGCGGGGAUGUCGCGAAUGAGUUUGCUUUUGUCGUGACGGCGCUCGUGUAUCUGCCCGCGAGAUAUCUGGAGUUGAAGGUUUUUGGGAGAUGA